AUGUCUAAUAAUGCCGACAGCUUUCUCAGUAAUUCGUUUUACUCGUCAUCCGGGUCCGACUCAAACCAGCAUUUGAAUAAUCUCCGGGAUUCAAUCCAGUUCAAACACUCUAUAUCCUCACGCUCCAUAAACGCUGCUCUAAAGGGCACGUCGUCAAAUCACUCCUCCAAAGACUUUAAAAUAAACGGAUUCGUAUCCCAAGCCGACCCCACAGCGGGAGCAUCAGGUACAGAUUCAACAAAUCCAAUUGAGCCAACCUCUUCGACCAAUGAUGCUGCGCCUCAGAAGGAGUCCACAGCCAGAAGAACUAUCUACAUGAAGAAUUCUCCGUCGAUGAAAAAGCUAGAAGGUAUACUCAACGAGAAGUCCAAAGGUGAUUCUUUCGCCACUAUUUCUGAGGAGCAAGAGACAGAACACGAAGACGACGAAGUUCGACCCAUCAGUAGUAGUAGCUAUAGAUUACCUCACAAUGACAUUGACUCAUUGAAUGAUAAAUCAUUGGAAACUGCGGAUUUGGGUUUGAAAACACCCGCAUCAGAUACAGAACAGUCCACAGUGGUUCCAAGUGUGGUCGACCAAGGAGAAAAGGACCUUACACCUUCGUUGCACUCUGCAACGUCAUCUGACACGCCGACUACCAACGCAUUCGCUCAAACCUCAAAUUUAAAUUCAGCUGUACAAUCCAGUAGCGUCAAUCACCCAAACGUAUCAUCCGUUUCAAUUACAUCGUUUGCAACAGCUCAUGAACAAGAUCACCAUGACGCGACAAAAGAUCAAGACUUAUCUAAAUCUACUGCCAUUCUCGAACGAGAAAUUUAUGAAUCGCCUGGAAGUACAAUGGACGGACGAGGUUAUAGUACAAACGAGGAAACACCCGUUUUGGCAGCCCCAGCGGUUUUUCAAACAAUCAAAUCAAGCGAUGACGUCAAGGCUCUGAUCAAAUCUGUUGAUGUUCAAUCACCCCAAAUUGAUAAGAACAACAAUAUUAAUAAUAACCCCCCACCUACAAAUGGUUUGUUGAACCCAUUGCCGCUUACCAAAACACAUAUUCAUAACUUCGGGUCGUCAACAAUAGAUCAGAAAAACACCUCUUUCACCAACACCACCGCCAACCAUAAGACGACACCUUUAUUAGAACCAGAGACACCUAAACAACAGGUAUUUCGUCCUAGAACGAUAUCCGAUUUGCAUCCUCUUGCUCGCUCACCAAGCACACCAGUUCAAGGCAGUAGGUUCCCAUCCAACAGUUCACUGAGCACGAACAAUUCAAGGACCAAUACUUCAAAACCAAAACCUCCAUUAACACCUAGUAAGCAUAAGAGAUCGAGCACUUUGAGCGAUAUUUCAAAGUUUGCUUCUUCCUCCAAAAAGGACAAGGAAAAGGACAAGACUUCCAAAGAGAAGAAACGAUUUAGUUUUAAGGCGUUAUUCAAAGGCAAACCACCAUCGGAAAUCAAAAGCAAGUCAUAUUCCACACCAAACUUGGCUGAUUACAAGGAUGAUACAACGAACACGACAAACAGCACGACGAAUACGACAAAGGGAUCUUCUUCACAGCCAUCAAGAUCUACUAAUAUUAAUUCGACAGAAUCACAAUCACAAUCUGGUCAAAAGAAACUUGGGAAGAGUAAAUCCAAUUCCACUUUUAUGAAUGUGUUCAAGAAGAACAAAUCGUCAGAUAACUUGACAAGCCUUACUCCUCACGACAAUCAGAUUGAACAAUUCCCACCUCAAUCAGUGACAUUGAAUUCGAUCCGUGAGAUUGUGGAUUCACCUCGCGCAGACAGAAGAAAGAGUACCACGGUGGCAUCCGAGUUCCUGUUCCCAUUAGCUUCCAAAGAACGGAAAGAGUUGGAAGAAAUCAAAUAUGACGAUGAUAAUUUACAUUCUAACCCACCAAUUAAUAGGAUGAAUGGCGGUGGAUAUGGAGAGGAAAUACAAUUAAUCCCUGAACUGUUGAACGAGAAAGAGCAACAGGAAAGAACAGAAAGAAAAGGUAAUGAAAGUAAUGAUGAACCACUUCAUGUAAAGAAGGACUCUCGGUUCAGUAAUGAUACCAUUUUUGGGUCCCCAUUAUUAUCUGAUGUGCUGAGCCAAAAAGAACAGUCAAAGAAGACGAAAAGUGAUCUGCUCAUUGGGGAAUCGCUUUUCCCCAAACACUUGGACGCCCAGGAAGUAGAAAGUAUAAUUUCCUUGGAGAGAUCACGUUCUAUCAAGUCCAUCAAAUCACAUAAGAGAAACUCCUUUGUCAAUUACGACGGUGGAGAUGAGAAUAUUGUUCAUUAUCAGGGCCGUCUCAACAUUCCCUCCAGAAAUACUUCAAUGACACGGUCCAAUAGCAUCUUGAAAAACUCUUCUCGAAGCUUGAACGUUAAUUCCAUUGACAACACGAUUGACAACUCCAACGAAAAUAUCUUGACAAGCGCAACUUCAAAGUCCGGCUCUUCAGCUGCUUUAGUGGGUGUAGGCAGUAGUGAAGAUAUGCUGAACUUUGGUGAUCUUAUGGAUUUUGCCGACUUUAUAGAUGCAGACAACUUUAGUAUGUUGGAAUCACCAAAAUUGAAUCCAUUGCCUCUCAAGACAAAUGACAUUGAAGAGAGCCGGUUAGCGGAUAAUGAAGAAUUGACCUAUAUUGAGCCAACAAUGAAGAAGUAUCCAACUUCGCCCGUCCAGAUCAGCCUGCCAAACGGAAAUGGCAUUGCUCGUGCUAUUAGUCUCACUGACAAGACAAACCUCUUUAAUUCUGACAAUGGUAACGAAAGCUCUGACCAAUUGGUAUUGGGAGAAUCGACUUUGGAGAAGAGCCCCGAAGAGAAGCGGUCGAGUAUGUUAGAUCCCAACGUUCAAUAUUUAAAGUCACUAUCAGAGGGAGUUGUUGUUCCACCUAUAACUAACACUUUGUAUUCACCCAGUACAAUGGAACUGGAUACUUUAAGUGCCGACCACAUUACACCUAGUUCUGGGUAUGAGAGUGAACUACUUGGUGAUCUCGGGCAGAUCAAGGAUGUUGAAGAGAAUAAACUCGACGGAAUACAGCUUGAACAAUCACCCAUAUUGGAAAAUGCAUACCGUACAGUGGGAACAUCACCUGCUUUAGACAGCAAAGGGAAGUUUGCUCGACCAAUAUCCAUGUCAUUUAGAGGGUUGAAGCCUCCUUCGUUUGGAGGUAAGUUCGAGAACGCGGGCUUGCGUAGCAGUGACAGUCAUCAAUCAUUUACGUUGUCUAUGGACGAUGACACUGAUUAUUCAGGCAGUGGAAUCGGAGGAGGGUUUGGUACAAGUUCUGACGAAGAAGAAGAGGAAGAAGAUUAUAGUUAUGCUACUGUUGGUUAUGGAGGAACUCGUGAUAGUAAUUACACUUAUGGUUCGGGACUGAUUGCACAUGAACUUAGACAUGAAGAUGAGCAUGAAGAAGUCAGCAGAUUUUCAUUUGCACCACCUUCAGUUAAUGGAGGAAGAUUUAGUCAAAAUAAGUUCCCAUCAUUUUCAGAUAACUCUGCAACUUCCAGUCCCAAAUCGCUUAGUUCAUUUGUACUGAAGACCACCAAUUUCUUCAAGAGUGGUGGAGCGGCAGCACCUAAGGUGAUGAGUACCAUGGCCAAUGCACUGAGUCAAAGUGUUCGGUUCUCGUCACGGAUUAUCUUAUAUGAUACUUACAAUCCCGAGGAGUACGAUAGACAUCCUGAUACGGCUACAUGUAAUCAAUUGACACCAUUAUUGGCCCAGAAGAUCAAGGACGAGUUGAAUACCUUUAAAGCAGAGAUGGAGAUUCACACAGAUUCUCAAUGCUAUACACAUUUCUUCUAA
Messenger RNA from Lizanozyma spartinae, 3807 nucleotides. RefSeq names its product Bni4p (gene BNI4). The transcript has a single exon. The record is from RefSeq and is a predicted model, not a curated record. Gene Ontology annotation, biological process: actin cytoskeleton organization. Gene Ontology annotation, molecular function: actin binding. NCBI's taxonomy places the organism in Eukaryota, Fungi, Ascomycota, Pichiomycetes, Serinales, Debaryomycetaceae. Bases 1 to 3807 code for a protein of 1268 amino acids.